Molecule: messenger RNA, 4200 nt
Organism: Williopsis jadinii
Lineage: Eukaryota; Fungi; Ascomycota; Saccharomycetes; Phaffomycetales; Wickerhamomycetaceae
Gene: MDS3
Product: Mds3p
Exons: 1
Coding region: 175-3939 (1254 amino acids)
Biological process (GO): cell redox homeostasis
Cellular component (GO): mitochondrion; cytosol
Molecular function (GO): protein binding
Source: RefSeq, a predicted model, not a curated record
CGGACAAACAUUUGUUUAGAAGGAAUUGACAUAUCCCAAUACACAAAAACCAAAAAAAACACACCCACAUAGACAACAAAGGAGUUGAGCAAGAGGAUACAAAAUCGCCAGAAACAAGGGUAAACAAUCAUAAUCAACGAGCCAGAAGGAACACACACACACACACACAUCGAUAUGGCGCCAUUGCUUCCAUCUGAGAGCAAAGUGUACUCGCUUUCGCUCCCUGACGAGAGCCCUGAUCCUCGUCUUAAUCUCAGCGCCAGGGUUGGCGCAGCGCUGACCUACACUUAUUCAGCGGUUGUUAUACACGGCGGGCUGGCUAUGGAGCUGGCGCUACCGAAGGUGUCGAUAGAGACGGUGGAGCAGGCGCUGAGGGAACGCUGUGGAGACACACCGUGGAGCGACUUUCUGUCAAACGAGAUCUUUUACCUGAACAUCAUCACGAGAAGCUGGCACAGGUUUCUCCUUCGAGACAACACGGUGAAGCCUUGUCCCCGUCUGUUUCACUCGCUGACCUUUACAGGAGACUCCAUCUUCCUCUUUGGCGGGCUGUGCCUUGAUAGCCAUAACGCAGACAAACUUGUCCCCACGAAUGACCUCUGGGAGCUUACUAUAGACACUGGUGCCUGGGUUUGCCUCGACGAUGGCUUGCACUCUGGCAUUGUUAGCCGAUUCGAUCAUAGUAUUCUUGCAGUGAGUUAUAAAUCACCAGCGGAUCACAAGCAACACCCUGCAAUCGCAAUCAUUGGAGGAAGAGGCGAACUGAACCAAGAACUGAUGCACAUAUCCAUAUUUGAUUUGGAAUCCAAACAGUACGUUAACAACACAGAGAUGCAACUAAGCUUGAACGAAUUAAAGACAAGAAAUGACAGUGUUGGAUCAUCGGUCGAUCCCCAUGUAUCCGCGGGGACGCAAAGGGCAAAACUAAAGAUGUCCAAAGACAAUAGUUUUGUCAUUUCAGGCUCUUCAAAAGAAACCGGAGAAGGCUUGAAAGAUGAGUUUUUCGUCCUGUCACAAGAUAUAUCUGUGAUCGAACAUGGCAAAAAUCCAAUAGUGUCAUUGCCAAUAUCACCUAACGCUUCUGGUAUGAGACUACCCUUAUCACAAUCUUUCCACAGCAAUAAGAGUGUUGUGCCCCGUGGCCUGUGUCGCCCAACAGGAGAUGUCUUUGGAUCAAACAUUAUAGUUUCAGGUACGAAUUCAGCUACACAGGAAUUUGAAGUGUUUUCAUUCAAUAGACCAUCUCAUAAAUGGUGUCGUUUGAACGUUGAUAACAACAAGAGAAGAACAAACAUGUACCUUUGGAGAUCAUUCUCAUGGCAUUCCCAUCACAAAGUGUUAAUUCUUGGAUCAGCGACCCGCCCAAAAGACUCGUCAGAGGGAUACACCAUUCAGAAAUUCGACACAAUGGUGCUGGUGAAUCAACCGAUGAUAAAUUCAUUCUGUGGGGUGGCAGACAAUGAAGGAAAAGAACAACCCACCCCAAAUUUUGGCAAUCUGAAGAAGAGCAAAACGUUUGAGGCUUACUCGAAAUAUAUUGCACCAACAUCUAAGAUUAGGACCAUGGGGUCUGUAUUCCCGACGUAUGCUGUGACCCUUGGGAGAAGCGCUUUCGAGAGAUUUGGAUCUUCUCUAACGGAUUUCGAACUUGUAACGGCAGAUGGAGAUAGGGUUAAUGUUCCUCUCGUAUUGUUAAGAAAGAGAUGGGGCCGCUGCUUUGAUAUGUUACUUGCAAAAGCUUACUCGAGGGCUGUACAAACUUUGGAAAAUGGCAAAGAGCCUACAGAUGAGGAAGAUGACACCACCUCAGUCAUGUCAGGAUCCAAUAAGAGAUCUGUUCUUAUGCUUAACAAAGCGUCGUAUACUCGGGAUAGGGCUGAUUCACCACAGUUUCGCCUUCCCUUCCAAGAAAAGACACCUCCUACUCCACUAACACCUCUUUCAACUUCUGGUGAUACACAAUCGAGAAAACAAAGCGUGGUUUCAAUAGGAGCAGAAUCUAUCCUGUCUACAUCCACAUCUGAAAUUCCAGACUCGGUCAAUUUUGAGAAUAUUCCACCCGUCCAGCCUGAACCUACAGAACCGGUGCCGCCGCUUGACAUGAGAGUACCCAUGAAGCAAAUGAAUUCGAGGGACUAUCUUCGCGAUCCAAUGAGAGGAUCUAUAAGUGGUGCUUCCUUAGCAUCAGGAGGUACAAACACGUCUGCUGUGAGACCCAAAGAGCUGAAAACACCGGUUUCACUGUUAAAAAGACGCGCAACCUCGAGAUCUUCAAGUGUUCCGAACAUCGAUGAUGAAACCUUUUCAAACACCGGGUCCGAACUACUCAGUGAUGAUACUUUGAAAGGGUUUUUAGAGCCUCUAUUGAUUCCAAGAGCUCUUUAUCUUCCUUUCCAUACAGUAACAGUGAGAGCCCUCACAGAGUUUCUGUUUACCGGACAAUUGGGUGAUAAGUGGCUUUUAACACCCACUACAACAGAUAUGUUACUGAUUGCGAAAUUCUAUGAGCUCCCAUUGCUCUACGAUUUGAUUUCAGAGGUGAUUUACACAGUUAUUUCGAAGAAAGAGAGCGCUUUGAUGCAAGCAUAUGUUGACAUGAUUAACGAUUUUAAAAAGAAGCUCCAUGAAGUUUGUCAUAACAAUGAUGACUUAAUCAACACGUUUUGCACCACUCAUGCUCAUAUUAAGUCCAGUUUUGACCAAAUUGAAGGAUACCUUGCCACCGUAGACGAUGGGUAUUUCAAUUUGGAGUUACUGCGGAAAGCCAGCACUAUAACCAGCACACCGUCAUCCCCCAGAAGCAGCUGUGACGCAUCACCAAGACGUUUAUCUGCUCGUCGUACCCGUCUUGGUAAAUCAAGCUUGUCAAGGGAAAUAAGACACAUGGAUUAUGAUACUGAAGAGAGUGAUGAUCAGAACAGUGUAGUGGAGCACGUGAGUGUCAACAGAUCCCCAAUCAAGUUUCGUACAGAUUCUAUGUCUCGAUCAUCAUUAAAGAAGGUUGAGGUUGAGGACAGUAUUGAUCCAUUAUCAAAAACAGUAUCAAGUGUCAUUGACGAUGAUUCUUUAUCACCAAAAGACAAUGCAGAUGUGACUCAGAACAGUAAGAUUGUUUUAACAGUACCAGAAGGUGAAUUUUCAAUGGAAAAGCAGAAAGUGAAAGAAUCAAGCUCGUCACCUAACGAUACCGAUAACAAAACAACAUCUGAUUCCGAUGAUUUAGGUGUUGGACUUGGUCUAGUGAGCAAUGUUACAGUGAAAAAGAAAUCUUCCACAGACAAAACCAAUGACAAGAACAACCAAGAAGAAGAUGAUGAAGAAGAAGAAGAUGAGGAACAUUUGGCUACAUGGGAGAAGAUUGCAGCACCAGAUUCACCGCCACCAGAUGAUUCUCUAAUGAAAAUAAUAUAUGAAACAGCUGCGCUUGCAUGUGAUAUGAAAAUGUUGUUACGCUGUUCAAAUGCACUGGACAUGUCCAAAGCUCUUGAGCAGAAGAAAGUCGAAUGCUUAAAGGAACUUGAGGAAUUUGGUAAUAGGCUGUUAGCGAGCGAUUUGGAGCGUGACAUGACAUUGACACCUGCCAAUAUUGAAAAUGAAGGACUGAAACCUCGAUCAGUGAAAUCAGUGAAGUCAGAAGAGUCUACAUCUGUUGAUAUAGAUCAUGAGUUACAAUCAGCUACUAUGAGAAGAGGUGAGUCCAUUGAGACAACGGCAACUGCCGGCACUACUGCAACUGCAGCUUCCUCUGCAUUUGAUACCGAGUCUAUCAUAUCCAGAAGAACACUUCGUUCCAAACUUCCAAGGAUAGGCUCGCUUGUAUCUUUAAGCUCAACUGCUGGACGGAAACCAUCAACAGCCGGUACUGAUGAUAGAAGAGCUCCUGGAAGUUCUACGAGCAGGGACAAGAAGAAAUUUUUGGGUUUCAUGCGCAGAGCGUGAUUUAUUAUCUAAAAGUAUAUAUACACAGCAUGUAUAUUCAAGCAGACGGUAUAUCUUUGAGACACUUACUGUGUACAUCUAGCGAGAAUCGAAAUGGUAAACAUUGAACUAAAACUGUUAACCAGGACUACGAGAAUCUCACAAAAGGCGGAUGUCAAAAGACCCCAAAAACAAAGUUCAAACCAGAAAAACAAGAUAACAAAGGACACAUCUGAAGAGAUUUCCCUAGUCACGAUCAAGGAAUGCGAACACUGCUUUCCC